Molecule: messenger RNA, 2402 nt
Organism: Arabidopsis arenosa
Lineage: Eukaryota; Viridiplantae; Streptophyta; Magnoliopsida; Brassicales; Brassicaceae
Source: the annotation of a GenBank genome assembly
AUUUAUAGUACGAAGACGUGUUUUGUUUUCGCCCAAACCAACUCGAUCACUUUUUUUUUUAUUUCCUCCUAAUUCGUCUUCGCUUCUUUCCCAACCAAAAAACACCAUUCUUAUCUCUACAAGAAUUAAAGAAGAUCUAUAGAUUUCAAACACCAUUUCUACGACUGCAAAUUUCAAAAUCGCCAGGGGAAAUUAAAAAAUGGAAGAGAAACCAAACUAUGUGAUACAAGUAGAAGAAGAGCUUCCAAGUUUACUGAGAAAAGCCACAACAGAAGAAAUGGUUGGGUUUGACAAUUACAAAGAGAAUGGUCAUCCUUUUCCUCACUUAAUCAGUCGUUUUCAUCCUUCUCAUGCCUCCACGACUACUUUGAAUGGUCAAGAAGCAUCAAGAUCAAUAGACACAAUGGAAGCUCAUCAUAACUACAAUGAGACACCACCAUGGACUCAUCAAAGAAAACCAUCAAUUUCAAUGCCAACUUCACCAAAUGUUCUCAUGAUCUCCGACCCGACAACAUCUUUAUCUUCCGAAAACAACAAGAACAGUGGGUCGACUGGCAAAUCUGUCAAGUUUCUCUCUCAGCCGAUGACCAAAGUCUCAUCUCUCUACAUAGAAACCGGUAACGAUGAUAAUGAUCGUCGUCGUAGCCAUGAUAAUCAUCAUCAUCGUCAACAACAACAUCAGAAUGGUCAUCAUCAAAAUCAAAAUCCGGCGGCCAACAAGCUUAAAGACAAUAGGUACAACUCGUUCAAGACUUGGUCGGGGAAACUCGAGAGACAAUUUACAAGAAAACCAGCUUCUGUUGAACCGGAGGCACCAAACCGGAAUAAUCAGAAUUUGAAUACCAAUGAAGCCAUGCCUGUGGACCGCUACUAUGAUGCUUUAGAAGGUCCUGAAUUAGAGACUCUCCGGCCUCAAGAAGAAAUUGUUCUACCAAAUGAUAAAAAGUGGCCGUUUCUUCUCCGUUACCCGAUCUCCACCUUCGGUAUGUGCCUCGGAGUGAGCAGCCAAGCCAUAAUGUGGAAAACUCUAGCCACCGCGGAGCCAACCAAGUUCCUCCAUGUACCCCUCUGGAUCAACCAGGGUCUCUGGUUCAUCUCAGUCGCCUUGGUCCUCACUAUCGCCACCAUCUACCUCCUCAAGAUCAUCCUUUAUUUCGAAGCCGUACGCCGCGAAUACUACCAUCCAAUUAGAAUCAACUUCUUCUUUGCUCCUUUCAUUUCUUUACUCUUCCUGGCCCUCGGUGUCCCACCUUCCAUAAUUACAGAUUUGCCGCAUUUCCUUUGGUACCUCCUCAUGUUUCCAUUCAUCUGUCUUGAGCUUAAGAUCUACGGUCAAUGGAUGUCCGGCGGUCAACGCCGGCUCUCCCGAGUCGCCAACCCGACCAACCAUCUCUCAGUCGUCGGGAACUUUGUCGGUGCCUUGCUUGGUGCGUCCAUGGGGCUUAGAGAAGGUCCUAUAUUCUUCUACGCUGUUGGGAUGGCUCAUUACUUGGUUCUGUUUGUGACUCUCUACCAAAGGCUACCAACCAACGAGACUUUGCCUAAAGAUCUUCACCCUGUCUUCUUCCUCUUCGUCGCGGCUCCAAGUGUUGCUUCCAUGGCUUGGGCUAAGGUUACUGGCUCCUUUGAUUAUGGCUCCAAAGUUUGUUACUUUAUCGCCAUUUUCCUCUAUUUCUCAUUGGCUGUUCGGAUUAAUUUCUUCCGGGGAAUCAAAUUUUCGCUGUCUUGGUGGGCGUACACAUUUCCGAUGACCGGAGCUGCGAUUGCAACCAUCAGAUAUGCAACAGUGGUUAGGAGCACUAUGACUCAAAUCAUGUGUGUGGUCCUCUGUGCCAUUGCAACGUUGGUCGUAUUCGCACUGCUUGUGACCACCAUUAUCCAUGCCUUUGUUCUCCGGGAUCUUUUCCCCAAUGACCUCGCCAUAGCCAUCAGCAACCGCCCGAGACCCAAACAGAAUAGCCAUCACCGGUGGCUAGACCAACUGAGAAAUGUAAGCUCAGAGAACAUCGAGAAUUACUUGAAAUUCACAGACUCCGACAGCACUCAUAGUAAUGAUUUAGAAGCUUGCAACGGCAAAACUCAAGAGAGUGAUUCAUCAUAAAUUGGGAAAUCAUAAAAAAAGUUUUCAUAACCCCUGCCCUGGUACAGAAUCGUAUCCAAAGUUUUGGUUUUUAUUUGUUGUCAGUGUCUCUGACACAAGUGAGGAACCUAGUAACGUUAAUGUUGCUGUGGUUCUAAUGAGCAUGUGUGUAAAGUAGUGGUAAGCAAAAGACAGGGGUUGUCUACAAUGGUGAACCAAUCCAAACGACCCAGUAUCUCUUAAACCAGAACUGUUAGCAGUUAUCAUAAUACUUCAAAGAGCAUGUAAACUUGUUUUGUUCCAAUAAAUAAAUUUUUUUGAG